GGAAGUUACAGCGUGAUGGCAGACGAUGGUUCUGUGGAUUACAGCGUACAUGAGGCCUGGCAUGAAGCCACCAAUGUUUAUUUGGUGGUGAUCCUUGUUAGCUUUGCUCUCUUCAUGUAUGCCAAGAGGAGUACAAGGAAAAUCAUGAGGAUAUUCAGUGUGCCAUCUUCAGCAGAAACCUUGUCAGAGCCUAACUUUUAUGACACAAUGAGCAAAAUUCGCUUAAGACAGCACCUGGAGGUGUAUUCUGUUUCAAGAAAGCAUGACUAUCAGCAACCCCGAAACCAAGCGGACAGUGUACAGCUCUCAUGGGAAUGA
Molecule: messenger RNA, 318 nt
Organism: Sorex araneus (European shrew)
Lineage: Eukaryota; Metazoa; Chordata; Mammalia; Eulipotyphla; Soricidae
Product: small integral membrane protein 19-like
Exons: 1
Coding region: 16-318 (100 amino acids)
Source: RefSeq, a predicted model, not a curated record